AUGGCUCGCUACAUCGAAGCCAACGGCCACAGAUGCGAGGAUGACGAGGAUCCUCCCAGGAGCGCCGACUCCCCUGCAGAGUCGCGAGACUCUGGUGAUACCUCAGCUUCCCGUACUCACACAUCUGCGGUUUGCACGAAGCUGGAUUUUUUGAAGACCAAAACACAAAUGGCCUUUGCAUCGCUGAAGGAACGCUUCCAGAAGAAGAAGACAAACUGA
This is a messenger RNA of Babesia ovata, 219 nucleotides long. RefSeq lists its product as uncharacterized. The record is from RefSeq and is a predicted model, not a curated record. The coding region runs from base 1 to 219 and encodes 72 amino acids. Lineage: Eukaryota; Apicomplexa; Aconoidasida; Piroplasmida; Babesiidae. The transcript has a single exon.